CAAGCCACAUAUCAAUCAUGGAACCAACCUUGCUCUACAUUCUCAUUUCUCUCCCAAUUCUCCUCAUUUUUCUAAAACUCUACAAUUCAAGAAAAAAAUUACCACCAACUCCAUUCCCCACACUUCCCCUACUAGGCCAUCUCCACCUCCUCAAAUUCCCCCUCCACCGCACCUUCCUAAGCCUAUCCCGAAAACUCGGCCCCGUCUUCUCCCUCCGCCUCGGGACCCGUGUCAUGGUGGUCGUCUCCUCCCCGGCCGCGGCCGAGGAGUGCUUCACAACAAACGACAUCACCCUCGCCAACCGGCCCCGCUUCAUCAUCGGCAAAUACAUCGGCUACAACUACACCUCCCUCGUCGGCGCCCCCUACGGCGACUACUGGCGCAACCUCCGCCGCCUCACCACGGUCGAGAUCUUCUCCACCGCCCGCCUCAACGCGUUCCAGUCCAUCCGAGCCGAUGAGGUCCGCAUCAUGCUCCAGAGCCUCGCGCACCGAGGCUUCUCCAUCGUCGAGAUCAGACCGCUGCUGUCGGUGCUGACGUUCAACAACAUCAUGAGGAUGGUGGCGGGGAAGCGGUAUUUCGGGGUGGGCGAGGACGACAAGGAGGCGGAGGAGUUCAGGGGGCUUAUUAAGGAGGUUUUCUCCUACGGCGGAGUGUCUAAUUUGGCGGAUUUCUUUCCGGUUUUGAGAUGGUUUGAUUAUAAAGGGGUGGAGAAGGAUCUGGCUAGGAUUGCUGCUACAAUGGAUGUUUCUCUUCAAGCCUUGAUUGAUGAACAGAGACAGCAUAGUGAUGGGAACACUAUGAUUAAUCACCUCUUGGCUUUGCAGGAUUCGGAUCCAGAAUAUUAUACAGAAGAAAUCAUCAAAUGUAUUAUAGUGAUGAUGCUGCUUGUGGGGACAGACACGUCAUCAGUAACGGUAGAGUGGGCAAUGUCUGCGCUACUAAAUCACCCGGACAAGAUGAAGAAGGCAAGAGAAGAGAUCGAUAGAGUAAUCGGAAAUGACCGUCUCCUCCAAGAGUCGGAUUUACAUAACCUCCCUUAUCUCCAAAACAUAAUAUCCGAAACGCUGCGGUUGUUCCCCGCGGCACCAUUGCUUGUACCCCACGAGGCAUCGUCAGACUGCAAGAUCGCGGGGUACGACGUGCCACGUGACACUAUCGUGAUGGUCAACGCAUGGGCCAUCCAGCGGGACCCGUCCGUUUGGGAUGACCCGGAGACAUUUAAGCCAGAGCGGUUCGAAGGCAGGGGAAUUGGGGCUCCGAACUUGCUGGCAUUUGGGAUGGGCCGGAGGGCGUGCCCGGGUAGCGGGCUGGCUCACCGGGUUGUGGGCUUGGCGUUGGGGAGUUUGAUACAAUGCUUUGAAUGGGAGAGGGUUGAUGAAAGGUUGGUAAAUUUGAGUGAAGGGAAAGGAGCAAGUAUGCCUAAGAAUGUGCCUUUGGAGGCAAAAUGUAGAGUUAGUGAUGUGGGCCGAAGAGUUAUUAGUGUUUGAGUGAGUUGGUUUUUAUAGAUUGGAUUUGGAAUGGGGGAUUGUUUUUCAUUCAUUUUUUGAUUGAAAUAUUUAGAAUCGCAAAUCAUGUAAUAUGUUCUUCUCAGAACUUUUAACUAUCCAAAAAGUUUUAUACAUA
Messenger RNA from Salvia splendens (bonfire salvia), 1626 nucleotides. RefSeq names its product cytochrome P450 81Q32-like. NCBI's taxonomy places the organism in Eukaryota, Viridiplantae, Streptophyta, Magnoliopsida, Lamiales, Lamiaceae. Bases 18 to 1490 code for a protein of 490 amino acids. Gene Ontology annotation, molecular function: iron ion binding; monooxygenase activity; heme binding. The transcript is spliced from 3 exons. The record is from RefSeq and is a predicted model, not a curated record.